Pararge aegeria (speckled wood butterfly) is the source of this 3965-nucleotide messenger RNA. Its product is annotated as presequence protease, mitochondrial. The transcript is spliced from 2 exons. Bases 164 to 3217 code for a protein of 1017 amino acids. The record is from RefSeq and is a predicted model, not a curated record. Lineage: Eukaryota; Metazoa; Arthropoda; Insecta; Lepidoptera; Nymphalidae. Gene Ontology annotation, biological process: protein processing. Gene Ontology annotation, cellular component: mitochondrial matrix. Gene Ontology annotation, molecular function: metal ion binding.
AAAUCAGACUCGGCUUUUCACUUUGUGAGGUUAUUUUGUUUAAAAUAUGAAAAUAAACAGAUUACUGAAGGGAAAUACAUAAACAAUAAGACAACCAAGUACUUACAUUGAAAACUAUCAACAAAACUACUUUCAAGCGAGAAGAACAAAACAGGAAAGGAACAUGUAUUCAAGAAUUCAAAACUGUAGAUGGACAAGCUUACAUAAACACCUGCUAACUUCUAGUCAAAGAACCUAUGCCAGUGGAAUACUAAAAAAGAAAGAAAAUGUCUCAACUUAUUUCCAGCCAGGUAAAAUUUACCAUGGAUUCCUAUGUUCUGAGGUUGAGCCCAUUAAAGAGUUUAGUAUGACUGCAUACUUCCUGAUACAUGAAAAAACGAAGACUGAGUACCUACAUUUAGAAAGAGAUGAUUCAAAUAAUGUUUUUUCCAUUGGGUUCCGAACAACCCCACUGGAUUCAAUGGGCACACCACAUAUCUUGGAGCAUACAGUUUUAUGUGGAUCAGAGAAGUAUCCAGUAAGAGAUCCAUUCUUUAAAAUGUUAAAUCGAUCUCUAGCAACAUUUAUGAAUGCUUUGACUGGCCCAGAUUAUACAUUUUACCCAUUCUCUUCACAAAACGAAAUUGAUUAUAGGAAUCUUCAGAAGGUUUACUUGGAUGCAGUAUUUAAACCCAAUUUAUCUAGAUUAGACUUUUUGCAAGAAGGUUGGAGGUUAGAGCAUUCUAAAUUGGAGGAUAAAACUUCUGAUUUGGUAUUCAAAGGUGUGGUUUAUAAUGAAAUGAAAGGGGCAUUUUCUGAAACAAGCUCACUAUUUGGACAAAAAUUCAUAAACACAAUACUACCAAAAGGUACUUAUGGCUACAUCUCUGGUGGUGAUCCUUUAUGCAUCCCAGAACUUACACAUGAGCAUUUAAGAAAUUUCCAUGCCACAUAUUACCACCCUAGUAAUGCUAGAAUUUAUUCUUAUGGUAAUUUUCCUCUUGAACAAAAUCUUAAAUUCUUAAACGAGACAUAUUUGAGUAAGUAUGAGUUUUUAGAUCCCAAAAGUACAGUUGUAGCACCACAGGAAAGGUGGAAGUAUGAAAAAAAAACAAAUAUACAUUGUAGAGUUGACCAGUAUGGAGGAUCAGUUGAAAAACAGAAUCAAAUAGCAUUCGGAUAUGUCCUGUCAGACAUAACAAAUAUUUAUGAAACAUUUAUGUUAACUGCUUUUGUGGAAUUAAUGAUUAUUGGUCCUAAUUCAGCUUUCUACAAAAGUCUAAUUGAAAAGAAUAUAUCUGGUGGUUACAAUUCUUUAACAGGAUAUGAUAAUCAAAUUAGGGACACUUUGUUUGUCAUUGGCUUAAGAGAUGUUGAAAAAAAUAAGUUUGAUAUGAUUGAAAAGACAGUCAAUCAGACAAUUGAUAAUAUAUUUUCUAAAGGGUUUGAGAAAAAUCAUAUAGAAAGUGUUUUACAUGGGUUUGAGCUUUCUAUAAAACACCAGAGUCCAAAAUUCGGAUUGCAUUUACUAUUUAGUUUGAUGCCUCUAUGGAACCAUAAUGGGCCAAUAUUAAGUUCUCUGAAAGUUAAUGAAUUAUUGGACAAGUUGAAAGAUAAUCUAAUGAAACCACAAUAUGUGAAAGAUGUAAUAGAGAAAUACUUUAUCUUGAACAAUCAUAAACUUGUAAUGACUAUGGUACCUGAUCCAAAAUUUGAUGAUGUAUUUAACGAUGCAGAAGCAAAACUACUUAAAUCUAAAGUAAAAGAGUUAAGUCCAAAAGAAAAAGAUGAAAUAUUUGAAGAAGGUCUACAACUUUCUAAAGUGCAGAAAGAGGUGCAAAACCUAGAUGUACUACCCUGUUUGAAGAUAGAAGAGAUUACUUUAAACAAAACUGCACCUCCUUUGAAACAUACUAUAUCAGGAACUGUACCUUUACAAUUAUGUGAAGCGAAUACCAAUGGAGUAACAUAUUUCAAAGGAGUUUUAGGUACAGAUUGUUUAAUCGAUCAACAUAGAUUGUUGCUACCAUUUUUUACCAACAUACUGGAUAAAUUCGAUACGAGAAACUAUAAUUAUAGGGACUUUGACAAAUAUGUCAGUAAAUCUACAUCAGGAAUAUCAGUUAUUUCACAUAUAACUGAACAUAUAGAUUUAAAAGAUCAAUUUGAACAAGCAAUUUUAGUGAGCAGUCAUUGUUUAGAUGAAAAUUUGCCGAAAAUGCUUGAUAUAUUGACAGAAAUAUUCAAUAGACCAGACUUUUCUAAUAGUGAAAGAAUGACUAUGCUACUUAAUAACUAUUGUUCUUCUCUAACUAGUGGAAUAAUAGAUAGUGGUCAUACAUUCGCAAUGCAAGCGGCAAGAUCGCUGGUCUCAUCAGUGGAUGAAUGUAAAGAGAAUCUAUCUGGCAUCAAACAUAUAAUGAAUAUGCAAGAAAUCCAAAAUAAAUACAAAAUAGAGGACAUACAAUCAAGCGUUGAUGUAAUUUCCAAAAAUAUUUUAAAAGGCAACAAUCUGAGAGCUGCAUUCCAUUACUCUAACACUAAUCAAAAUGUGCUUGAAUUUGUAGACAAAUUUUGUACGAAUUUAUGUGAUAAUGACGUUCAAGAUGUUAAUAGAAUCAAUUGGGUAGAUUGCAAAAGUCCAAAUAAAGAUAAUCGUGGUUUACACAUAUCUAUGAAUAUUCCAGUGAAUUUCUGCGCGAAAGUUAUUCCUACUGUACCUUAUACUGAUCCAGAUUAUCCCAAACUGCGUGUUCUAUCCCGAUUUAUAACCUCAAAAUAUCUUCAUCCAAUAGUUAGAGAACAGAACGGAGCGUACGGCGGUGGAGCUAUGUUGACCAUUGAUGGAAUUUUCAAUUAUUAUUCCUACAGAGAUCCGAAUACUCGCAUAACUAUGGAUGUUUUCGACGAAACAACUGAUUGGAUGUCUAAAAACAAAGACUUGGUGGAUGACCAAAAUUUAUUUGAAGCCAAAUUGUCUAUUUUGCAACAAAUGGACCAGCCAAUCGCGGAACACAUGAAGGGAGUUGAUAUGUUCCUCUAUGGAUUGUCUUAUGAUAUUUGGCAAACUCAACGAGAGCGUGUGCUGGCGGUCAAAAAGGAGGAUUUAAUCGAAGUUUGCCAUAAAUAUUUAAAAAUGGAAAGUUGGUCAGGGAAGUGUGUGAUUGGUGCGGAUGCGUCGCACCAAAUUAGGAAAGAUAACGAGAUUUGGGAGACCAUUAGUGGACCGCAGCAGUGAUCUCGACGACGAUUGUUGAGCAAAGCUUUUACAUAGCUUUCUACGCAACUAUUAAUGGGUUAUGAGCUCUUAAUUACAAGCGAAAAUCUCAAUAGAAUAUUAAACAUAUUAUGGUAUUGUUUGCACGCCAUGACAAGUCUGUCAUAACAUGGCGGAAAUUUUGUCAAAUAUUUUUUCGUUCUGCGUGUCAUAAACUAUACGACGUCAUGGCGGACAUGAAAAUAUUUUAAUGUACUGUCUUUCAAUGUAGACUUUUAUUUCAUGCAUUUAAAUUGCGCCAUUUUAAUAUUAAAACUAUAAUGGGUUAAUUAUGGCGGAACUUGUUAUUAAUCUUGUUUUAAGUAGACAAGCAUUUAAUGUUUAAUGUAAUAUCGAAAACAAAGAUUUAAAUUGUAGAUAUGCCGCCUUUUUUCGUGACCUUAUGUAUUGACCUUUACGAGUCAACAGUGUUUCAAUUUAGUUCUCAUAUAUGGAAAUGUCAAAAAGUAUACAUACAAAUAUGAAUCGUUUGUCACAAAAACUGAACAAAAAUUGAACUUAUGUUGAACAAUUAUGAGUAUUAUAUAAUAGAAUUGAAGAUUAAAUUGGCGUAUUAUCGUGGAAUUGUGAUUUAUUGUAUCCUAUCCUGAUAGACAUAAUAUAUGCAGUUGAAAUCUUUGCUUGAAAUACAUAAAAUAUAACUUAAUAAAUGUAUUAUUUAUUCCAGAGUAUGUAAUUGAGACUGUUAAUAAAUAUUCUUUAGUAAACA